CAAUGUGUUGACAGUUUUUGACGUGCCUCGCGUUGUGAGUCAUGUGACCUAAUGCCGGCAUAGGAACCACGUGAUCAAACACUUGACAAGAUAACGAAAAAAUGCGUCGGUACCUACACUUUGGUGUUUAUGAUCAUUCUUAUUAUUAUGCUAAGCUUCUUUGGGGUUACCUGUUGGAUUACGAGGCGCUGUGUUACAGACAAUUCAAAUCGGAUUUCUUUUCUAAGAUGGGAGACGUCGGGGUAUUGUUAAGUUGCAUUUUAUUGGGGGACGUUACGGAGACUGAUGGCCAAUCAAAGAACGAGGAACAAGAAGCGUUGAGAGAAAGCGGAGAAACGCCGACCAAUGACAGUGUCGUACUUGCAAAAUCUGUUGUGACGCAUGAUCAAAGUGCUCCAAACAGUGACGGCUUUUUAACGAAGGUGCAGGCAAACAUGAGAGAACAGACGGAGGAAUCGCGCAAUGGCGAAUGUGGGAUUUUUACAGAAGGUACUGAUGGAAUCUCGGAUGAAAGUAAAUCUGUCUCGUACAGUAGAGAAGAGCGGAGUUCUGAGAACAGUUCUCUGAGAAGACUUCCAAACUCGGGUGACGUCCAAAGUGAGGAUGCCGGGUGGAAAGGUCGUUCCGGUAGCGGAAAUGAAGCGAUAGGACAAUGCUCGUUUGUUUCAACCAGCGCUGACGAGAAAAGAGAAGGUCGUGAUUUAAGUAGUGGCCCAGCUGGGAAUGCGGUCCUAUCUUCCGGGACGUUCAGUUCAGAAAACAUGACGGAAACAGAGUUCCAUUUACAGGGUCACGUCACUCAACAAUGUGAUAAUGACGUCUCACGUCAAAGUUCUAAAAAUAGCCGAGAGAGCUCCUCUUCUGAUUCUCUCUCAAACUCCGCGGAACGGCAAACUGGGAAGAUGACGUCUGCAGCAGACGACAACACUGGAGCUUCUGACGUCAGAGAUUGGAGAGAGAAUGGCAAGGGAAAAGACUCUCUCUUUAAUCUUUUGGCCCGCCCAAACGCUGGUGGGACAAUGAAUGUUGCCACCAGAGAUGGAAUGAGAGAGGAAGAAGAUGACACAGUUGUGGUUGAUGCCGCUCCAAAAGUUACAGCGACUGACACUGAAAGUACGAUAGCCUGUGUCCAUUCAGAGAUCCCCUGUUCCGGAAGCAUUGGAUUAUCCAGACAAGAACUGACCAUGAGGAGAGACAGUAACCUUCAAGCUGUGGACAGGAUACUUGACUACCUCCUUGGGGCCAAAGACAUCCCCGGCAAUCAGCUAAUGGUGAACAUCCCAGACAUGGAGAGACUCCUGGAAGAGGCAAGGGGGGUGUUGUUGAGUCAACCGGCGCUGCUAGAGGUAGAGGCUCCUGUCAAUGUUUGUGGUGAAGUAUCCAGACAGGGUUUUCCUUAUACGCGGCAACCACGAGACAAUCUCCAUCAACAGACUCUUUGGCUUUUAUGAUGAGUGCAAACGGCGAUAUAACAAGAAGGUGUGGAGACGUAUAAACGACUGCUUCAACUGUCUGCCAUUUGCUGCCGUAGUGGAGGAUAAAAUCUUUUGUUGUCAUGGAGGCCUGAGCCCAGAGCUCCGGUCUAUGGAGCAGAUCAAGAGAAUCGUGAGACCAACUGACAUUCCCGAUGAGGGUCUUCUAACCGACUUACUCUGGGCAGAUCCGAACCCGCACCACUGCGGAUUUGAACGCAACAUCGCUCGAGGAAUCUCCUUCACCUUCGGCAUGGACGUCCUGAGUCGGUUCCUUGAGAGACAUCAGCUUGAGCUGGUCUGUCGCGGGCAUGAGGUACCCCCAGAGGGCUUUCGGUUCCUCGGCAAGAAACAGUUGGUCACAUUGAUCUCAGCGCCUAACUACGGCGGUCUCCAUGGCAACGACGGGGCCAUCAUGCAUAUCGACAAAGAUCUGAUGUGCUCUUUCAAGAUCCUGAAGCCAGUACCCAAAAAGUCUGUGUACCGGUUCACGAACCGCGCUCUCUCGGUGGACACGGACUUUGUGUCUGUUGUCACAGACUCGGCAGACCAGCAGGGCCUUCAGGAGACGCCACCCGGUGACGUAUCAGGGGACAGUCAUGACAUCAACGGUACUAGCGAUGACGUGUUUGAUGGUGAUAACAACAGUAACAAGCACGCAACUGUUGGGAAAUCUCACUGUUGGGAGACGACGAAUGAGUCACCAGAACCGGUCGUGACCCAGGACACAGGGGAAGAAACUCGCCCUGGACACAGGGUCAACUCGUCGAACAGCUCAAAGAAAAAUGUUAAAGAUGGAACAAACGACGGAAAAGAUCUUGAGAAUAACGGUGAGAUUUUUACACCGGGGAAGCCAAGGCGCCGUUCAUGGCCACGCAGGGGCAGCUGGACCGGUCGGAAUUUCUGGGACCUUUUUCUUCCCACACCUUCCAAUGUUCAAGUUCACAGCGUAGACUUGAAAUCCAGCCCUGAAAGUGUACACGGUGUUGGUUUUCUACAUAGUUCCUCACAACUCGCGUCCAAAGAGGAGAUGAAGAAUUAUCUGGAACAAUAUCUAUACGAGGAAGACUUCAAGUCCACUUCUCAAGAACAUAACGUGGAAGGUGAAGGUCGGUCUUCUACAACAAGACAUAGGAUGUCUCACUCCACGCGUCUGUCCCGUCUGUCUGCCAACAUAGCUCGUUUGUACCAAGACUUGACGCGGCGAUCUGGAAACAGACAGAUGAAGAAGAAAGAGUGGGCUCUCAUGUGUGAGGAGAUGGCCAGGGAAAUCAUGUAUGCCAAAGCAGAAGUUGAGACUGACGUGGAGGAGAGUGUUGAACUCGACGACGUAUGGGGUGAGUUCGUGUCUGUAAAGAACAAAAACCUCGGAAAGACCACGUCUUCCCGUGACGCCAUUGACGGGCGUCAUCAGUUUGGGUUGUCACGGGACACCUACAUCAGUGAUGAUUGGACGAGAGAGAAUGCACUCCUCUACCAAUCAACGAUGAGUCUGAUGAAGAGGGGAAGCGACCCUAUGGAGAUAACAGAUGAGAAGGAGAAGAAGGAGGGGGAGUUUGAGAGGAGCAGAAGUAGCAGCGUCAGUCUGGGGUUGUCCGGGAAUGUGAAUGAGACUGACCGGGAGUUGUCUAGUUCUCAGAGUUAUGACGGGUGUUUGCCCACCGUUGUGGUGGUGGACUGUUCCGGAGACAGCCUCUAUGUGGACGUGGAGGAGAGUCAGGAGACGGUGGCCAUUGAGAACAGCGGAGAGUUCGCUGCUCUACAGAACAUGUCGGUGUGAAACAAGCUGAGAGAGAGAGAGAGAGAGAGAGAGAGAGAGAGAGAGAGAC
Molecule: messenger RNA, 3301 nt
Organism: Aplysia californica (California sea hare)
Lineage: Eukaryota; Metazoa; Mollusca; Gastropoda; Aplysiida; Aplysiidae
Cellular component (GO): nucleus; cytoplasm
Molecular function (GO): protein serine/threonine phosphatase activity
Source: RefSeq, a predicted model, not a curated record